CAAUAAUUCUUAAAAUUCAGACGCCAUUCCGGAUGUAUAAGCCAAGCCUAAUGCUCUAUGAAUGUCAUGUUUGAAUUGUUGGAGACCGUUUGCGUUUUGGUUUGCGUGAACUUUUGUUUUGUUGUGUAAAAUUAUAUAGCUGAUAUUCUAAAUAUAAGUUCAAUAAUUACGGCAUAUUAAUAUAAUUGCGUGGAAUAAAACUUAAUGCCGAAAAGUAAAAUUCCUUCGCCGGCGCGGUCCCACGGCGCUGCCGUCACGCCGCGCCGAUACAAAUCUCGCGGACCAAGGAGCGUGGGGUCCCCAGCCCGUUCCGAUGUCUCCGGCAGACUCACUUCAGUGAUAAACAUGCAUAAAACCUCUUUUGUACUCUCACCUAUGCCCACUCGAAGAUCUGUGCUUGCUGAUAAUACCGACAUUGAGGAACCAAAGAGAAGAAGCUGGUGGAGACAGUUGGGAGAAAACUCACGAGAUGUGAUGGAAGUCAUAGAAAGUAAUAAAGUUAGCGCAGAGACAGAUAAUGUGGAGGAAUUGAUAGAAAUGGAAGUGCUAAGCCAAGAAAAGGAAGAUUACCAUUUAGAUUUGCCUGAAAGCAGUGGUAGUGAAUCUAUACACAGUAUAGUUAUGCCUCAGCGUAAACUUUUUAAACUAAAAGAAAAUGACGCACCAAAAAUGUUUGGUCAAAUUGUGGGUAAUAGAGAAACAUUGCCAAAAUUGCAUAAAAGUAGUGUUGGCCAUGAUAAAAGUAUUAAGGUUGGACCUAGAGAACUAUUUCAAAACAACAAGCAAAGGACCAAACCCAUCUUUCCUGCUGCUUUACUUGAUAUUUCACUCAAUAAAACUGUUUCUGAUAAAACAAAAGAAAACCUAAUGGAACCACCCAAAAACCAAGUUAGAAAUAUUUUUGGCAACCAUGCUCCAACUAAAAGGCGCAAUAUGUUUGCCGAAUUUGUUGUUUCCGAGAGUGAAGAUGAAAUACCAGAAAUUCAACCCAAAGUGUUUAGCUUUCCUAAAAAAUCUGACCCAAAACGCAGGGGCAGUAGUACUUCGAGAGGGAUGAGAGAACCUUCACCUGCAUCAAGUAUCACUACUGAUAUGGAGAUGGAUGAUUGGAAACAAUUACCAUCGUCCACAAUGGUUGCGGAGCAGCUAGAAGAGGCCAUGUCUAGAACACCAGUGAAAAGAGCUAGAUUGAGCAAAUUAUCAGAGGCCAAAGAAUCUGAUACUGGUACAAAUAGCAAUGCAACUGGCGAUAAAACAAAACAAUCGAAUAAAUCGAUUUCUUCAAAAAAUAAAUCAAAAAAUUCUUCAACAAUCAAAGAUAAGUCACUUGAAUUAAAUAAUUCUAUGACAACUAAACAUGCAGCAAGAAAUAUGCAGAAUAACUUUAUUGUUGAUAAUAUUACACAUGAGGCAUCAUUUACAUCUAAAAAUAUGUCAAAUAAUAAGUCAAAAAGUAGCAACUCUAGUUUAAAUAAACGCAAUUCAAAAAAAGCUGAACAAUCCCUCAGCGCUGAUAACAAUAAGAGCCAAAUAUCGGAGAAGUCAAAGCAAAAUAUUUCAAACAGUAAAAAAAGACUUCACACUGACGGAAGCCAACUUGUUGAACAAGAUAAUAACUUAGAAAAUGUAAUUGAGCAGGACGAAAAUAAUGCUGAGAUUGAUGAAAACGAAGAAAAUAAUUUUACUUUAGAAUAUGAAAGUGAUGAACAACAAGGAACUGUUGCACAAAAUGUAGAAAACAAAUCUGCAAAGAAUAAAACUGUUACAUUGAAAAAAGAUUCAGAUAAAACUCAUAAUGCUGUUGCUUCACCAGAGAAACAAAACACAUCAGUUAAGCAAUUACAUUCAAUAUCUAAAAAAAUUGUUAAUGAAACUGACGAAUCUGAUAUAGUAAAAGAAACUGAGGCUACCUUAAUAGACACCAAUAUCAUUGGCGCUAAUAUUAUUCCCGUAAAUGUUGAUGCAAGUAAGACCAUUAGUGAUGUAUGUAAAGCUAAUAUUGAUAAUCGUAAUAAUGUUGUGGAAAAUAAUGAUAUGGAAUUCGAUGAACAAGAUGUAAAUCGUUUUGAAAACAAAGAAGUUCACGAAGAAAUGGAUAUAGAUGAAAUUGAUGAGAGAAUAGUAAAAAACAAAGAUAUUAUAAGUAUAAGUGUCAAAAAAAGUUCAACCAAUGAAGAAGUUAGUAAUCAAAAUCAAAGUGACUAUCAUAACUCGAAAAAGAUACUAGAGUCACAGAAAGCAAACCAGACAAACGUAGAAAACAAACAGGUAUCUAUAAUAAAAAAACUUUUAAAUGAAAAUGAUGGGAAAAAUGAAAGUGUAGAAAUUAACGCUGAAAAUAGCCGUGUAAUUUUAAACGAAAACAACGAUAAAGCUGAAAAAGAUAGACAAGAAAUUCGUGUUGAAGAAAGUACAGAGGACUUUGAAGAAUUGCAAAAUAAAACCCUAUAUUCUAACAAGACACAAGAGUUAAAUAUAAGUAACAAAAAGGACGAAGACAAUUCUAAUCGGGAUAUACGAAAUGAAAGCCAACAAGAACAAAAUGAAAGUAACAUAACAAAAGAUAAAAUGGAUGUUGAAGAAGAAAUUGAAAAUGAGGCAACCGAACAUAAUGAAAGUAACGCUGUAGAGUUUAAUGGAAGUGAAAUGUCUGAACACGACAAAAAUAAAGUUGAAGAACAAAACGAAAGUGAAACAGUCGAACAAGAUGACAAUACAGCUGAAAAGCAAAAUGAAAGUGAAAUCGAGGAACGAAAUGAAAGUAAAGAUGAAGAACAAAAUGAUAGUGAAGAGAUAGAACAGGAUGAGAGUGACGCAGAGGAACAAAACGAAAGUGAAAUAAUUGAGCAACAUGAAAGUGAUUCUGAGGAGCACAACGAAAAUGAAGCAGAUGCGCAAAAUGAUAGUCAGAUUUUAGAACACGAUAUAAGUGAAGAAGAACAAAGAAGUGAAUCUGAAGUUGAAGAACAAAAUGAGAAUGAAGCUAAUGAACAAAAUGAAAGUGAACCCGAAGAACAAAAUGAAAGUGAAGCCGAAGAACAAGAGGAAAGUGAUGCUGAAGAGCAUAUUGAAAGUGAAUUUGAAGAACAAAACGAAAGUGAUGCUGAAGAGCAAAUUGAAAGUGAACUUAAAGAACAAAACGAAAGUGAUGCUGAAGAACAAAAUGAGAGCGAAGGAGAAGAUCAAAACGAAAGUGAAGCAGAGGAAGAAAACGAAGGUGAAGAAGAAUUACGAGACCAAAGUCAAGAAGCCAGUGAAGAUGUUAUUGAACGAACCGAAACACCUAACUUGAGUGGAAUAAAGUCACCAGAAGCUGUAUUACACGACCAAACAAACAGGGGCGACUCGUUCACAGCAAAAGGUCGCAAUACUAGUGUACGGAAAAGCAAAAGUAUGAUCAAACCAUUAAACAUUCGACCGAGCUUAGCACCGCCACGAGAUAGUAUUGGAUUCUCGGACGGUACUAAAAAUUCCACCGCCGAGGGAUCAGGUUGGGAUUCGCAUAGAACAACACGGAAAACACUACGCCAAACUUUCGGCAGAGACUUUAGCCCACGCAAAUCCUUACGCGCUCUGGUCAUGGAAAAAUCGGCUAAAAGACAAACUGCCUACAUGGAUAGACGACCAGACAUCACAAGCCUACCUCAAGCAAAUUCCACAGAAUUCCCCGAAAUGUCCAAUCGUGAUUAUGAGGAAACUAUGGAAUCAGAUCAUGAAUUGUCGCGAAGGACGCGGCAAGCGACGUUGGAAAUGUGUUUGGAACAAAUAAAGACGAAAAAUUUGGAACGAUGGGAAAGAGUGGGCGAUCAAGUCAGAAACAUGUUUAAAACAUCAAAUAAAGAAAAUGUGCGCUUUAAAGAACCUCGUCCUAUGUUUGAAACUAUACGGAAAACGAAACCAGUCAAGACAAAGUCAAAAGACAAGCAACUUGGUUUGUUAAUGCCACUGGACUAUUUGCCAUCGGAACUAUUGAAGGAUAUGACAUACAAGCCGCCCAAGAGGUUCCAACCAGGGAACGUGUCGUGGAUCACUAAGCGACUUUACAAAUUCUUGGAAACCAAAUUGGAGCCGAAAUACGAUUACAAAGCUCGUGUAAGAGCAGAGAAACUGGUUGAAACCAUCUACAACUUCGCGAAAGGUCUCAAACGGCACCAAGUGGCGCCCAUCGACGCGGUCGAAGUUCUGAAACACGAAAUGGCGCGGUUGGACAUAGUGAAGACGCAUUUUGAGUUCUACGAGUUCAUUAAAAAUUACAUGCCGCGAGAAAUACGGAUAAAGGUGAUACCAGAUAUAGUUAACAAAAUCCCAAUGCCAAAACAUGGAAUAUUUUCUGAAAUUCUUCUCCACUGACUGGCCUGCAGUACAAAUAAUAUUGUGA
Manduca sexta (tobacco hornworm) is the source of this 4378-nucleotide messenger RNA. Its product is annotated as myb-like protein X. The transcript is spliced from 7 exons. The record is from RefSeq and is a predicted model, not a curated record. NCBI's taxonomy places the organism in Eukaryota, Metazoa, Arthropoda, Insecta, Lepidoptera, Sphingidae. The coding region runs from base 205 to 4350 and encodes 1381 amino acids.